Molecule: messenger RNA, 561 nt
Organism: Ambispora gerdemannii
Lineage: Eukaryota; Fungi; Glomeromycota; Glomeromycetes; Archaeosporales; Ambisporaceae
Source: the annotation of a GenBank genome assembly
AUGGGGCAAAAAGAUAAACUAAUUAGGAAAUUUGUGCUAAUUAUUAUUUCUGGACCUAGUGGGGUUGGAAAAAGCGAAAUAGCAAAAAGACUAUCAACUUAUCGAGAACUAAACAGUCAGCAAUUAAUUUACUCUACUACCCGCCCACCAAGGCGAGGAGAAAUGGACGGUCAAGACUAUUAUUUUGUGAGUAGGGAAGAAUUUCGAAAAAGAGUUGUUAAUAAUCAAUUCUUAAAUUACGUUAAAUAUAAUAAUAAUUAUUACGGAAUUCCACUAAACAGUUUAAAGAAGGAGUUGUUGACUAAAAAUGUACUUCAAAUUGCUAAUGUAGAGGGAUUUCGAAAAAUGAAAGAAGUGGAAGAAGAAAUAAAAAAACGAUUAAUUAUUGAUGGGAGAGAAACACCUUUUAUCAAAGAAUACGACCACAUUUUUACGGUUAAUGACAAUUUAGACCAAGUGGCCGAAAAGAUUAAAAAGAAAAUACUUUUUUCAAUUGAACAAGAACAACAUAAAAAUCAACAGCGGUCCAAAAUUCUUCAAUCCCCUCCUAAAUCUCCUUAA